Molecule: messenger RNA, 2518 nt
Organism: Exophiala dermatitidis NIH/UT8656
Lineage: Eukaryota; Fungi; Ascomycota; Eurotiomycetes; Chaetothyriales; Herpotrichiellaceae
Exons: 1
Coding region: 344-2212 (622 amino acids)
Molecular function (GO): protein binding
Source: RefSeq, a predicted model, not a curated record
CGACGUCGGAGGGCAGCCUUGUCAAUCAAUGACUUCCAAGGUUCCUGCCCUGCUUUGGACUGCUUUGCUCUGCUUUUUGAUAAAUGCAUAUGUAUCUUAUCUCACAGCAAUGCAUUGCUGCUUGCAUACAUAGAUUCUCCUUUCAAACGGAUUCUCUCGUUAUCUGGACCAGACACGACUGCAACUUCAUCACUUUACAUUGUCCAAUCUCACUCUCUGUCUUCCCUCGUUGCUUCUUGAGAUUGGUUAAGGUAUCCUAGGUACUGUAUUUGAGGUACCUAUCUGGUGCCUAGGAGAUUCACCCACUGGGGACGUGAAUCUCAAAUUAAUAUACGAGACCGUCAUGGACGACCACGACCCCGAUCACGAACUUGGUACCAACCUCGAUCUCGAUCUUCUUCCACCCGUUCCACUAUCCGCCCGCAAGGCCGCCGCCCAAACGCCUCCGCGGCCAUCAUUCCUGUUAGCCCGCAAAAGGACGCAUGCAGACUACUAUGACGAAGACCACCAGAGUCUAACAGUCGCGACGUCGAGCGAUCCAGCCUUUUUCUCGAGUGACGAGCAGGCGCCGGGGGCUGAGAACUAUGUUGUAGCAGCAGCAGACAAAAGAAAGAAACGUACUUACAAAGGUGCCUGGUGGGAUCGAAGCCGUACUGCCAACGAAAACCAAAAAGGAACAGCCAUCAAAAAGCCUCGUGAGUUCAGGAGGAACUAUGAUUCCGGUAUCUUUAUGGGCAGCGAGGGCAGCACCACAGGCGAAGAACCUUUGUCGAGUGAUUCGUUUUCCUUGGAAGAGGAGUUGAUGAGAGAGCAAGAACAACAGCAACAACAAAACGGAGGAAAAGGAAAACAAAAUGCCAGAUUUCAGCGGACACCGUUCUUGGGCCGCAGUGGCACAGGCACCGGUGAUCAGGCUGUCGGUGCCACCAGUGCCGGUUGUCAGAGCACCGGUCAGUCUGUGUCAUCUUCGAGGCCAAAAGCAAAAUUGCCGCCUUACACGACGGCAGUCGUACCCAAAGAGCACGAGGCUGUGUGUGCGAUCAUCAGGGAUUGUCUGGACAAGGGCAAGGAAGACGUGUAUCUGUCAGGCAUGUCUCUAUCCAGUCUCCCCGCCGAAAUCACCACUCUCCAAACGCUCAGCAAACAAGACGAAAUCGUUCCCGGGAUGCUUGACACAGGCACAAACCUCGAGCCGCAUUUACGUCUGUAUCUAGCGAACAAUCUGUUGACCGAGUUGCCAUUGCCGAUUUUCGAGCUGCGCAAUCUUCGAGUCCUUUCUCUCCGCCAGAACAACUUGACCCGUAUCCCGGCGUCGAUACGAGAGCUGGUCAAUUUAGAGUCGUUAAAUGUCGCAGGCAACAAUCUCACCGAACUGCCCUUUGAAAUCGUCGAGUUGAUUCGGUUUGGGAAAUUGCGGGAGCUUAUGACCGAACCGAAUCCUUGGCCACAGUUUAAGCCAGAUUUGUUUGUGGAGCAACAGCAACAACAGCAGGAGCAGCAGCGGCGGCCGCUCUAUGCGUUUUCAGUGCCGGGGCGCUCAGGCACCCGGUACCUCUUCUACCGGUGGCCCGGCUCCCAACAGCGUUUAGCACAGGGGUCUUUCGAUGGGGAGAAUAGCCGUGGGUCUAGUUCUAGUUUCCAACAAGCCACACAUCACCAACAACACCAACGCAAUAAUAUCCCGUCACUGACAGAGACGGUUUUACGCCAUUUGGCCAAGAUCGAUCCGCAGCGCAAAAUGGAUUUUGCUUCUUUGUUACCGUCCGACUACGCGCCGGCCGGAGUUGUUAGUGAUUUGGGAACACUUGCACGUCGGCCAGGACAGCAAUGCACCAUGUGUGGAAGACCCAUUGUGCUGCCCGGGAAAGAGUGGAUUGAAUGGUGUUCGUUGCAUGAAGGGCUUGAAGAGGUUGAUGAUGACGAAGGUGAAGAUGGAAAUGAACAUGAAGGUGAAGAAGACCAUGACGGGAACGGUAACAAUGGAAGAAGUGGAAGUUGGUUUGGGGAUAGAAGCGAUGUCAAGGUUGGCGGGAGAUAUUCGGUGAUCGCUGGGAAGUACCCUAUUCUGCCGUUUCGUCGCGUUCAGUGUUGGCAGGGGUGUCGAGGAACAGGAACUGGAUCGGAAAGUGGUCGGGGCGAUUGGUUGAUGCGGGACGAGGAGGUUGCUAGACGAAGGCUGGAGAGGACAACGCGGAUGGUGUUGGAGCCGUAAUCUUCUUUAAAUGUGGGUUUGCGGCGUGUACUAAUUCCUGAACCUGGUACGGCUGGCAAAAGGUGGAUUGAAUAAGGUAUGGAUACGACCAGGCAGGUUGCCGUGAUAGGUGCCUAGGUACCUACUUUUCACUGCCAAAUGGUACUAUUACAUACCUAGGUAGACAGGGAGGUAGAUACCUACUGAGGUUGUACCUAAGGUCUGUCUGCCUACCAACUUUACUCGACUUGAGUAAGCCAGAACUUGAAGUGGUGGCAAAUGCGCUAGUGUCUGCAGUAUCAAUGGUCAUUCUCAUUCUCAUUCUCG